Osmerus eperlanus (European smelt) is the source of this 1891-nucleotide messenger RNA. RefSeq names its product hexosaminidase A (alpha polypeptide) (gene hexa). Lineage: Eukaryota; Metazoa; Chordata; Actinopteri; Osmeriformes; Osmeridae. Gene Ontology annotation, cellular component: membrane; lysosome. The record is from RefSeq and is a predicted model, not a curated record. Gene Ontology annotation, biological process: ganglioside catabolic process; carbohydrate metabolic process; glycosaminoglycan metabolic process. The coding region runs from base 118 to 1719 and encodes 533 amino acids. The transcript is spliced from 14 exons. Gene Ontology annotation, molecular function: beta-N-acetylhexosaminidase activity.
GAACUUUUGUUGUGUUCAGCUGGGUAAUGAACCAAUGACCGAGUACAGCUACUCAAUAGAAAACCUCUCCGAGGAUACAUUUAUUUUCAACAGAUAGACUCGUUUUACCCGGUGGAAAUGUCUGAUGUUAGAUUAAGACGUAAUGAAAUAUGUUACGUGGCUUUACUUUUUUUCUUGAAUGUACCCACGGUGAUAGGUGUGUGGCCAAAGCCACAAAUUGUAGCCACAUCGAUGGAACGAUUUUCAUUGAAUCCAGGAGACUUUAAAUUUCAGUAUGCUAGUAAUUCAGCCGCCCAGUUGGGAUGUUCAUUGCUGGAUGCCGCCUUCAAGCGAUAUUACUCUCUAAUUUUUCCAGAUUACAAUGCAGGACCACGAGACAGGCACCAUCUUUUCGAAACAAAACCGUAUGUCCUUAAUAUCCAUGUAACCCAGGCAGGCUGUGAGAGUUACCCAAAUGCAGAGUCCUCGGAAAGUUAUAAGCUGAAUGUAUCUACAGACCAAGCAGAACUGAGGACAGAAACUGUGUGGGGGGCCCUAAGAGGCCUGGAAACAUUCAGCCAGCUGGUGUAUCAAGAUGACUUGGGUACAUACUUUGUGAACAAGACUGAAAUAGAGGAUUUCCCCAGGUUUCAAUUCCGUGGUAUUCUGUUGGACACAUCUCGUCACUAUUUACCAGUAGAGGCCAUCCUAAAGACCCUGGAUGCCAUGUCCUACAGUAAAUUCAAUGUGUUUCACUGGCACAUUGUUGAUGACCCUUCCUUCCCGUACCAGAGUCGUACCUUUCCUGACCUUAGCAACAAGGGGGCUUUCCACCCAAUGACUCAUGUAUACACACAGACGGAUGUGAGAAGGGUGAUCUCACAUGCCAGACUACGGGGAAUCAGAGUCUUGCCUGAGUUUGACUCACCAGGCCACACCCAGUCCUGGGGUAAAGGUCAGCCUGGUCUCCUGACCCCCUGCUACAGGGGGAUUACUCCCUCUGGAACAUUCGGUCCAGUCAACCCAGCCACAGGCUCCACCUAUAAGUUCAUGACACGUUUGUUUAAGGAAGUGGCCUCUGUCUUUCCUGAUUCUUACAUUCACCUAGGAGGGGAUGAGGUUGACUUCACCUGCUGGAAAUCCAACCCUGACGUCAGGCAGUUCAUGCAGAAAAUGGGUUUUGGAAAUGAUUUCACCAAACUAGAGUCCUUCUACAUGGAGAACAUCGUGAACAUCACUUCCAUGCUCAACAGGACAGCCAUCGUUUGGCAAGAUGUAUUUGACUAUCAUGAAAGAAUCCCUCAGGACACAGUUCUGCACAUCUGGAAGGGCACCCCUGCCCAGUACCGGGAGGAGCUGAGCAGGAUUACCAAGACUGGGCACAGGGUCCUGCUGGCUGCCCCCUGGUACCUUAACCACAUCAGCUAUGGCCAGGACUGGCACAGUGUCUACACCGUGCAGCCACUGAACUUCUCUGGGACGGAAGAGCAGAAGAAGCUGGUGAUUGGUGGAGAGGUCUGCAUGUGGGGGGAAUACGUAGACGCAACCAACCUCUCUCCACGCCUGUGGCCCCGGGCCAGUGCUGCAGCAGAGAGACUGUGGAGUGAUGAGAAGCAGACCUCUAGUGUCACUCUGGCCUUCUCUCGUCUGAAGGAGUUCCGCUGCUUGUUGUUACGGCGCGGUGUACAGGCCGAGCCUUUGUUUGUUGGCCACUGCAGGCACGAGUACCAGGGUGUGUGAGGAUCUGAGCCCCUGGAACAGGAGUGUUCACUGAAAAGUCUCAGGGAUCCAGUUGGAGCAAGGCUUCUACUGUCUGUAUAUCCUCAUUGUUUUAUUAAGUAAUGCUUUCUCAUUUUACAUAGUGAUGAUUUAGAUGCUGCGAAUUGCGAGUCAUGUACAGUAUCAUGUAGAC